AUGGCGCCUUUCAAUGCCUCAGAACGUAAAGCAAGUUCCUAUGCUGUUGUAGACUGUGAUCAAACAAGGAAGGAAGUUAGUGUCCGCACUGGAGGAGUGACAGAUAAGACAUCAAGAAAGACUUACACGUUUGAUAUGGUUUUUGGUGCCCAGGCGAAGCAGAUUGACGUGUACCGCAGUGUUGUGUGUCCCAUCCUGGAUGAAGUUAUUAUGGGCUACAACUGCACGGUGUUUGCUUAUGGCCAAACAGGUACUGGUAAGACCUUCACAAUGGAAGGGGAGCGGUCACCCAAUGAGGAAUAUACUUGGGAAGAGGAUCCACUAGCUGGUAUAAUACCCCGAACAUUGCAUCAAAUAUUUGAAAAACUUGCAGAGAAUGGUACUGAAUUUUCAGUGAAAGUCUCUCUUCUGGAAAUCUAUAAUGAGGAACUUUUUGAUCUUCUGAAUCCUACUCCUGAUGUUGGAGAAAGGCUGCAGAUGUUUGACGACCCUCGAAACAAGAGGGGUGUAAUUAUUAAAGGCUUGGAAGAAAUAACUGUACACAACAAAAAUGAAGUCUACCAAAUCCUGGAAAGGGGUGCUGCAAAAAGAACGACUGCAGCUACAUACAUGAAUGCAUAUUCCAGCCGUUCCCACUCCGUGUUUUCCAUUACCAUCCAUAUGAAAGAAACAACAGUAGAUGGAGAAGAACUUGUUAAAAUUGGGAAGCUAAACUUGGUUGAUCUUGCAGGAAGUGAGAACAUUGGUCGAUCUGGGGCAGUUGACAAAAGAGCUCGUGAAGCUGGAAAUAUCAACCAGUCUCUCCUGACCCUAGGAAGAGUUAUUACUGCUCUAGUAGAAAGAGCCCCACAUAUUCCAUACAGGGAAUCUAAACUCACAAGAAUCCUUCAAGACUCUCUUGGAGGACGAACAAAAACAUCAAUAAUUGCUACAGUUUCUCCUGCAUCUAUAAAUCUUGAGGAAACAUUGAGUACACUGGAAUAUGCUCACAGAGCAAAGAACAUAAUGAACAAGCCUGAAGUUAAUCAGAAGCUAACGAAAAAAGCUCUUAUUAAGGAAUACACUGAAGAGAUUGAGCGUCUGAAGCGUGACCUUGUUGCUGCACGAGAAAAAAAUGGAGUCUAUAUUUCCCUUGAAAAUUAUGAAGCCCUUAAUGGAAAGCUGACGAUUCAGGAAGAACAAAUUGCAGAGUAUAUUGACAAAAUUAGCGUUAUGGAGGAAGAAGUGAGAAGAAUCACUGAACUAUUCACAGCUAGUAAAAAUGAACUUGAACAGUGUAAAACGGAUCUGCAAAUCAAGGAGAAAGAACUGGAAGAAACACAAAAGGAUCUGCAAGAAACCAAGGUUCAUCUGGCUGAAGAAGAAUAUGUGGUUUCAGUUAUGGAAGACACCGAACAAAAACUUCAUGGCACAGCUAGCAAGUUACUUAGUACAGUUGAAGAAACUACAAAAGAUGUAUCUGGUCUCCAUGCAAAACUAGACCGUAAGAAGGCUGUUGAUCAACACAAUGCUAUCAUCCAAAAUACAUUUGCAGGACAAAUGAAUGCUUUGUUCAACAAAAUACAGGAUUCAGUUCAUGAAAACAGUUUGAAGCAGCAACAGAUGUUGUCAUCUUACACAAAUUUUAUAGGUGACCUUCUGUCUACCAGUUCUUCAGCAGCUAAUACUCUUACAUCGAUUGUAUCAGCAUCUUUUGCCUCUGUUAAAGAGUUGGUGUCUACUGAAGUUUCUCAAGUGUCUGAAAAAAUAACACAACAUGAGAAUCUGUCACUUGAUUUAAAAGCUGAGCUGCUGAGAUUAAUUGAAGAACAUACAUCUGGAUUAGGAAGAGCAUUAAAUAGUUUGACACCAAUGCUAGAAUUCAUCUUGGGGCUGAACUGUCAAUUUAAGAGUAGCAUGAAGAAAUAUUCUGCUGUGGUUGACAAGAUGGAGGAUCACAAAAAGGAAAUUGAUACCUUCUUUGGAGAUCUUUCUGUUACUCUGGAUAAACUACGAGAAGAAACAGACAGUGUUUUUGCUCAGCUGCAGAAUGAUUGUGAGAAUUUAAAACAAGAAAUGGAAAUGAUGAGUCUGGCACAUACGAAGAGCACAGCUGAAUUAAUGUCAUCACUGCAAAGCCAGCUUGACCUGUUCGCUCAGGAAACUCAGAAGAACCUAAAUAACGUACUAGCGAAAAAUGGAAGCCUGAGGACCAGCAUCACUUCUGUGCAAGAAAAUGUUCAUUUGAAAACUACAGACCUAGUCAGCAGUACAGCUUCCAAUCACAGCAAGUUUAUUGCAUCUCUGGAUAAUUUCUCCCAAGAGCUCAGGAUCAUAAAUGCUGAAAACAAGAUGAUGCUGAAAGAAUCCACUGGCCACUGUCAACAGCUGCUCAGCAAUCUAAAAAAUGUAUCUCAAGAUAGUGAUAAAUGGGCUGAAUGUACAAAUGCUCAGAUAGUCAGCUUUACCAAUCAGCAGUUAUCGUCCUUCGGUGAUGAGAAACGCCAACUUCAAUGUUUACAAAAGAAAAAUGAAGAAAACUGUGGUAAAGCAAGAGCUGAAAUUGCUGACUGUACUGGUAGACAAAAGGCUGCUGAGGAGAAGCUACUGAAUGGCCUUCUUGAUCAGAUAAAGGUUGAUCAGGAGAUACUUCUGGAGCAGAAGCUGGCACUUAAUGAGGAGGCACAGCAUGGACUGGCUCAGGUUAAUGGCUUCCUGCAAGAGGAUCUUAAAGUGGAUGUUCCAACAGGGACAACUCCACAGAGAAGAGACUAUUUCUAUCCAGUCACCCUUCUGAGAACAGAACCACGGGAAGUUCUACUGGAGCAAUUAAGGCAAAAGCAACUAAAUCUUGAUGGUAUGCUAAACAGUGUGACAAAUGCAGAUCAGAAGCUGUUGGAAGAGGCAGAAGGACUGGAAGAAUCCAGUGAAAGCUUUGUUAGUGACAAAUCCUUAGUGGAUAUAAACGUAUGCUGCCAUGAAAAUGCUGGCGUUCCUUUUUUCCAGCACAAAAGGAGCCACAAAAAGGAUAAGGAGAACAAAUCUGCAGCUACUGUGGAGAAGAACAAAAUGGAGGAUAUGACAGAACAGUUUCUUCCUAAAUCUAAACCACCUUUAAGAUCACUGAACUAA
Merops nubicus (carmine bee-eater) is the source of this 3111-nucleotide messenger RNA. It is a transcript of the gene KIF11, whose product is annotated as kinesin family member 11. Gene Ontology annotation, biological process: microtubule-based movement; mitotic spindle assembly. Gene Ontology annotation, molecular function: ATP binding; plus-end-directed microtubule motor activity; microtubule binding. Lineage: Eukaryota; Metazoa; Chordata; Aves; Coraciiformes; Meropidae. The record is from RefSeq and is a predicted model, not a curated record. Gene Ontology annotation, cellular component: nucleus; spindle microtubule. The coding region runs from base 1 to 3111 and encodes 1036 amino acids. The transcript is spliced from 22 exons.